ACCAUUUCAGGCCCUAUCCCAUGGCAUGCUUUCCAGCUCUUCCUGCCCUGUGAUUGUGAAGAACACAAAACUGAAAACCCACUGACUACUUCCUUCCCUGUUCCUGUUUAUCCUUUCUCCCCACUGGUGGCAGGAAUCAAGCGACGAGCAAGUGAUGACGUCGUCGUCAUCAUCGUUAUUUGCUUCUCAUCUCUCCCUCGUCCCGCAGCGCGUCCCACUAUCCUCUGCUCACUUCCGGCCACUCCACUCAAAUUCAUUUGGGUUUGUUGUUAAAUCAAGUCUGGAGAACGAUGGUUCCGCUCCUGAAAGUUCGGGAACUUCAGACUUUCCAGUCACACCAAAGGAAUCCCAAACAUCAACAUCAAGACGUUGGUGUCUUACGUGUAUAUGUUCAACUGUGGCUUUGAUCGGUAAUUCCUCAGUUUCGCUUUCUGUUCCAAGGGCAAAUGCUUCAGAUGGAAAAGAAAAGCCUGUGUGCCGUAAUUGUCAGGGCUCUGGUGCUGUACUUUGUGACAUGUGUGGUGGUACUGGCAAAUGGAAAGCCCUCAACAGGAAGCGUGCGAAAGAUGUCUAUGAGUUCACAGAAUGCCCUAAUUGCUAUGGUAGAGGUAAACUUGUGUGUCCUGUCUGUUUGGGCACUGGUUUACCGAAUAAUAAAGGUCUUCUUAGAAGGCCUGAUGCAAAACAGCUGCUUGAUAAGAUGUACAAUGGUCGGUUAGUGCCCAACUCAUAAGGAUCAGAAAAUAAAUGGGAAGAGGAUAAUGGUGAUCAGGGCCUUAGUUGACAACUUACUCAUAUACACCAACAAGAAAUUAUGCAUGAUUCGAGCUUAGUAAAUAGAGUCACUGACUGGAUGAAUGGCUCAUGGGAGUAUAUCCAAACAGUUGGAAGCAACCUGGCAACAGUACAUAGUCGGUAUAUGACCAACGGAAAGCUUUCUGGACAGGGAAAAUCCCACGAGAGGAUUGUUAAGUUGUUGGAUUUGGCAAAAUCAUCUUGUAUCAUCCUUAUUUGCCCACCAUAAAGGCAUAAAUUAUAUGUCAACUUGAGGUGCAUUCUUAGCAGGCAAUAGAAUUAAGUUUAUAAGUCAUGCAUGGCUCGAGAUUAUCCAAGCUGUUAUAUAGUAUUCUGUUUAUUGAUGGAUCAGGCAAGUCUCUUGCAGCUUUCGAUCAUAUGCUAAUUCGAUAUAUGAGAGAAACAGCUAUCAGCAACUUAUACGAUAACGGUC
Linum tenue is the source of this 1228-nucleotide messenger RNA. Lineage: Eukaryota; Viridiplantae; Streptophyta; Magnoliopsida; Malpighiales; Linaceae. The record is from the annotation of a GenBank genome assembly.